Molecule: messenger RNA, 543 nt
Organism: Gigantopelta aegis
Lineage: Eukaryota; Metazoa; Mollusca; Gastropoda; Neomphalida; Peltospiridae
Exons: 3
Coding region: 40-414 (124 amino acids)
Cellular component (GO): membrane
Source: RefSeq, a predicted model, not a curated record
CUGGAGAGGUGUUUCAAUACGGAGAAGACGGAUAUAAAAAUGACGUCAUAUACAACGUUAAAAUUUAACACUGUGUCUUGUCAACAUGGCUUUUACAGAUCAGAAAAACAAAAGAAUAAAGGUUGGGUACGCGGUGUUCAAGCAAUGGCCGUGUUCGGAGUGGUAGCGGCCAUCUUUUCACUUGUUUUUGUUCUUGUUUUCCUGAAGCGACCAAGAAAACAGUUCCUCAUAUUGUCCGGGGUGGCAGGCAUCAGUGCAGGACUUUUCGUGAUCAUCGGAGUCCUUAUAUACGGUUUUCGCUAUCUUGACAAGUAUGCACAUACCUUCGAAUGGGGUUUUUAUCUGGAAAUACUAGCAGCUUGCAUAAUGAUUACAGCUGGAGCUACUUUACUAUCUGUCAUGCGGGGAAAAUGAUCAACCAGCAACAUUCUUCUGGACGCCACCUCCGGUCACCCACUUCCGCGCUGCAAAUCUCUCAUUACGACUGUACUCAAGACAAAUAUAGUGUAACAAAUGUGGUUGUUAUUAAAUUCUGCAGAUAUU